Molecule: messenger RNA, 486 nt
Organism: Didymodactylos carnosus
Lineage: Eukaryota; Metazoa; Rotifera; Eurotatoria; Philodinida; Philodinidae
Source: the annotation of a GenBank genome assembly
AUGGUAGGUCCGUGUAUACCACAAAGAUCUAAUUGUGCGGAUUGCGGUUCUUCUUGUGAUACCAUUAAUGACUUCAUCUUACCGGGCGAUGCAGGUACAGCGAUAAAUGACAUAGGAACAGGAUGUGUGGGUUUCAGUGGCUAUGAUGAUCGUACAAACGAGAGCCUUUGUCUAAGCCACAAUACUUACAAUUUAACUGUCUCGUGUAAUUAUCCUUCGAGCGAACUGUUUUCGGUUUGGAUCGACUUUAAUAAAAAUGGUGUAUUUGAAACAACAACGGAGCAAAUCAUUAGCAACUACGGGGGAAUAACUACAUCAAGAACAACAAUACCAUUUACAAUUCCAGGCAAUGUACAGGCUGGUGUUUACACAAUGCGUGCAGUUGUUGCUUUUGCUGGCGGUAACCCUGAUCCUUGCAUUGCAACUGGCUUCAUACAAGAUGGUGAAACACAUGAUUAUACUGUAGUAAUUACGAAUGCUAACUGA